AAGAUCGCGUAUGUUUGUGCAUUUUAAUUUCCGAAUCAGAGUGCAUAUAAAAAGAAGCUUGCGAUUUAACAUAUUAUUUAUCGAAGGAACGGACUUGGAAUACACUCGCAAGGAAAUUUGAACAAAUAUUUACGUGACGAUGGCGAACUUACGACAAAUAUUCUUGCCUAUAUACAUCAUAACAGCAUCGCGAACUCUGACGACUGAAUCGUGUCUUCUAAAACAAAGUGCAGAAUAUCCACGAGUGCCCAACCCUAUAAUAGAAGUGGAGAAGGCAAAGGAGCAUCGAGAGAUUGUUAGCGUUAACAUCCAAUCUACGAGUCCAGCAUUGAGAGAUGAUAGGAACAGAUCUCUUGACUCACCUAUCACUAACGUCCAAUCUGCGACUCCAGCAUUGAGAGAUGAUAGGAACAGAUCUAUUGACUCACCUAUCACUAACCUCCAAUCUACGACUCCAGCAUUGAGCGAUGAUAAGAAUAGAUCUAUUGACUCACCUAGCGAUAACCUCCAAUCUACGAGUCCAGCAUUGAGCGAUGAUAAGAAUAGAUCUAUUGACUCGCCUAGCGAUAACCUCCAAUCUACGAGUCCAGCAUUGAGCGAUGAUAAGAAUAGAUCUAUUGACUCGCCUAGCGAUAACCUCCAAUCUACGAGUCCAGCAUUGAGCGAUGAUAAGAAUAGAUCUAUUGACUUGCCUAGCGAUAACCUCCAAUCUACGAGUCCAGCAUUGAGCGAUGAUAGGAACAGAUCUAUUGACUCACCUAGCGUUGACAUCCAAUCAACGAGUCCAGCAUUGGGCGAUGAUAGGAACAGAUCUAUUGACUCACCUAGCGUCAUCAUCCAAUCUACGACUCCAGCAUUGAGCGAUGAUAGAAACAGAUCUAUUGACUCACUCAGCGUUAACAUCCAAUCUACGACUCCAGCAUUGAGCGAUGAAAGGAACAGAUCUAUUGACUCACCUCGUGUAUCUUUUGCUAUGACUGAAGAAAAGUAUUCGAAAAUGAAGUGGUUAGAAAUCGAUGAAGCAAAACUCAAGUCACUCGUCUGCUUGGGUAAAACAAAUGGCUUGGCGCAGAUUUCUUCGGGUAUUACUUCAGACGAUGAUAUAUGCAGACGGUCAACCUGCCCAUGGUAUAAUGUCAUUGAUCAUGAUCCUACUAGGUUUCCAACUACGAUCACCACAGCAAAGCCAAUUUCACCUUACUGUAGAGGGUCUCAUCUUGAGUGCGAUCGAGUGGAUCAAAAAAUAACUAUUCUCAGGAGGAGUGAGACGCCGGACUCCAACGGAAAUUUUAUUUGGACUCCAGAGGUGAUGCUUGUUCCAGUCGCGUAUACAUGUGCAUUCCCAAGAACGGCUGUCGUGCCGAACGAGGUUAUUCAUUUCGCCUAAGUUGUUUUGUGUGUGUUUUUUUCUUUUAUCAUAAAGGAAAACAUUUUUUGCCACUUUCUUCAUUUUGCAUUGCUUUUUGCACUGAACUUUAACAUUUACUACUGAAUUGCUCGUGUAAAUUUACAUUACAAUACCUUGUGCAAAUGCAUUUUUUAAUUACGUUUUAAGUUAUAUUUUACAUUGUAUUCGACAUAAAAUUUAAAAGACAU
This is a messenger RNA of Mya arenaria, 1596 nucleotides long. RefSeq lists its product as uncharacterized. The transcript is spliced from 2 exons. Gene Ontology annotation, molecular function: cytokine activity. The record is from RefSeq and is a predicted model, not a curated record. Gene Ontology annotation, cellular component: extracellular region. Bases 140 to 1387 code for a protein of 415 amino acids. Lineage: Eukaryota; Metazoa; Mollusca; Bivalvia; Myida; Myidae.